Molecule: messenger RNA, 988 nt
Organism: Candidula unifasciata
Lineage: Eukaryota; Metazoa; Mollusca; Gastropoda; Stylommatophora; Geomitridae
Source: the annotation of a GenBank genome assembly
CUUCUUCAUCCUACGCCACAAGUCCAUGAACAAACAGUCCAUCUACGUGUACUUGAGCAUCCUCGCCAUCUUCGACAGCCUGGUGCUCUAUGUUGGACUCCUGAGACAGUGGCUGGGUGAGAUCACAGGUUCGGAUCUCAGAAACGGCAACAGUUGGUGCUGUAAGGGCAUCGUGGUGGCCGGCUACAUCUGCAGCGACGUCUCUGUGUGGCUGAUAGUGGCCGUUACCGUGGAGCGAUACAUCGUCGUCUGCCACCCCUUGCGAGCAUCUUACUUCUGCCAGGAGGUCAGGGCUAAGAAAGUAGUUCUGGCCAUCAUUCUACUGUUUAUCCUCAUCAAUUUCCAUCUGUUCUUUAGCGUGGACGUACAGAAGCACGCGGACAAUGCCAAUGGCAUCUAUGAGCUUAAAUGUGACCCUAAUCCAGGGUUCGAAUACUUAGUGUCGUUUGUGUGGCCUUGGGUGGACGCCUUGCUCUACGGAUUUGGGCCUUUCGUUCUUAUCAGCAUUUUAAAUGUUGUUAUUCUCGCUAAGAUCUGCACUGCCAACAGUCUACGGAUUCGACUCCUUGACGGCCAACGUCCGGCCCAGACCGACAACCAUUCAUCUACCGACUCCGGAAAUGUCCGCAUGACGGUCAUGUUGCUGACAGUGUCCUUCACCUUUCUGCUAACCACUCUCCCAAUGAACAUCUCCAAUAUCGUGGCUAGUAUCUGGUUCAACACGCCGUCCAACAGCAACCAAACCCGAUCAAAGGGAAUCCUCUUCGGUACUCUAGCAUCUCUGCUAAUGUAUCUAAACCAUUCGAUCAACUUUCUACUCUACUGUGCUACCGGGCGGAAAUUCCGGCAAGUCGCAACACGCAUGCUGUGGAUCAAGAUUCGACGGAGAAAGCGCCCGGCAACCGACCACAGCAACCACAUCUUCUGUUCCCGCCUAACUGCCACUGAGACUCGGAGAUCUAUCAAUAGUGCAGAGACCCAGUUGUAG